Heterocephalus glaber (naked mole-rat) is the source of this 2041-nucleotide messenger RNA. Lineage: Eukaryota; Metazoa; Chordata; Mammalia; Rodentia; Bathyergidae. The record is from RefSeq and is a predicted model, not a curated record.
CGGGUGGCACUGGCUUCAGUGGUGGCAGUGGCCAGGGGCGUUACUGCCCUGGCUGUCGUGCUGGCCGAGGAAGGAUCGGGACGUUGCUGUCCCUAAAUCAGAGUUUGGUGAAUGGGACCGGGCUCAGGCAUCCCGUCGGCGACGGGGGGAGUGGAGACUGCCGGAGGCGAGCCAGGAAAAUGAGGUCGUCUGGAGUCCUACUCUUCCCUGGACAGCUCUGGCCGGGCUUAUUGAUUCUUCAGAACAAAUCUAUCAUACCCAUCAUGUGAAGACUGUUAUUAGUCUCAUUUUACAAACAAGAAAUAUUAAGGCAAAUAAUCUGGAUAACCUUUAAAUGGAACAUAGUUAAAAUCUUACUCACUGAAAAGAGAUUCCAGUCAACAAAAGCUACACUAAAUUGGAAAAGAAUUAUGUUAUCCUUAAACAACCUUCAAAAUGUCAUCCAUAACCCGACCAUCCCCUAUGUUGGCACCAUUUCUGAGCAGUUGGAGCCUGGAUCCUUGAUUGUCAUCCGUGGCCGUGUUCCUAGUCAUGCUGAGCGAUUCCAGGUGGACCUGCAGUGUGGCAGCAGCACGAAGCCCCGGGCCGAUGUGGCCUUUCACUUCAACCCCCGCUUCAAGCGGGCCAACUACAUUGUCUGCAACACUCUGACAAAUGAAAGGUGGGGAUGGGAAGAGAUCACCUAUGACAUGCCCUUCCAAAAAGAAAAAUCUUUUGAAAUCGCGAUCAUGGUGCUGAAGGACAAAUUCCAGGUGGCUGUGAAUGGAAAACAUACUCUGCUCUAUGCCCACAGGAUUAAGCUAGAGAAAAUAGACACACUGGGCAUUUAUGACCACGUGAAUGUUCACUCAGUUGGCUUUAGAUUCAGCUCGGAUUUACAAAGUACCCAAGCAUCUACUCUAGGACUGACAAACAUAAAUAGAGAAAAUGUACAAAAGUCUGGCAUUUCACAGUUUACCCUGCCCUUCGAAGCAAGGUUGAAUUCCCCCAUGGGCCCUGGACGAACUGUUGUCAUUAAAGGAGAAGUGAAUACGAAGGCCAAAAGCUUUAAUGUUGAUCUAAUAGCAGGAAAAUCAAAGGAUAUUGCUCUACACUUGAACCCACGCCUGAAUAUUAAAGCAUUUGUAAGAAAUUCUUUUCUUAAUGAUGCCUGGGGAGAAGAAGAGAGAAAUAAUGAUAAUUUAUUGUGAUGCUAGAGAUUUCAAGGUUGCAAUCAAUGGAGCACACAGCCUGGAGUACAAGCACAGAUUUCUGGACCUGGGCAGCAUUGACACAGUGGCCAUCAAUGGCGAUAUCCACUUACUGGAAGUAAGGAGCUGGUAACCACCAGGAGUGCCACAAACCCAAAUACAGAACAGCUGUGUGAUCUUGGCUGUGUCAAAGCACACCUCACUGUUCCCGCCUUGUUUAAAUUGCACUUCAGUAGCAUUAAGUCCCACUGUUGUCCCACUGCCCUGAGGGGGGAAUCUGAGGCAACAGCUUUCACCCUACAUGGCCUCUUUCAGAACCACACUCAAGAAGUAUUUAUUAAGUGCCUACUGUAACACAGCCACUAACUGGCAUUGAGCACAUUUUCCAUCAGCAGUGAUAGUAGAUGCACACACAUGGUGGUGUGGAGCCAGUGUCCCCUCUUCUCUGGGGCUUGGACUUUGGUGUUCUGCCCGUGUACACUGCCUGCCUUGUUGGGUCCAUUGGGUUAAGGGUCAUGCAGUUAUUCAGUCACAUAAAAUACUAAUUUCCAGAAGACACUACUCCUUCCCCAGAGACUCCUUUCACAAUGAGCAUCUACGGUGUCGAAGUCAAGAGGACUGAUGGCAACUUUCAUCUGCCAGUGAAUCUGUAGCACAAUAAACAAACCGCUCUCCUUGCUAUUAGCUUUACCAAAGAAUUAUGAGUAUGACAUCUGAGCUCAGCAGAAAAGUUAAGGCCAAAGAAAAAAAAAAAAAGUUAAAGCCAAAAGCAAACACCCCCAUCUCCAAAACAAACCAACCAACCAAAAAACAACCCCAAAGCAAACAAUAAACCCAUCAUGUUGACUCAA